UCAUGGCGUCCUCCUGUUCAGUUAGAGGCAACGUGAUCACCCGUUGAAAUAAUCAAUCCAUGGUUUUAUUGGACUGUCGGUGUCUGUAUCAUCUGAUUUCAGUUCACCCUUCAUAAAACAGCCGUUGUUGCACCAGGACAUUUUCCCGUAAAGACAGUAAUUACCUCAAAAAUGGCUUCGUUCAAACCUACAAAAGUACUACUGUAUCCCAAACUUGGAGAAAAAGUCACACAAGACACGCUGUAUUGGAAAAACUACAAGGCUCCAGUGCAAAUAAAGGAAUUUGGAGCAAUAACAAACAUAGACUUUUCUCCUGUGGCGCCACAUAAUUUUGCAGUGACUGCAUUCACAAGAAUCCACAUUUAUGGGCCGUUUUCUCAGGAGCCUGUGAAGACAUUUACAAAAUUUAAAGACACAGCGUACUGCGGGAGGUUCAGGUCAGAUGGCCAGCUGCUCGUUGCAGGAUGUGAGGACUCUGUUGUCCGUCUAUUUGACAUCGGUGGCAAGGUGGCACUCAGGAUGUUCAAAGGGCACACAAAGGCUGUUCACGUAGCGGACUUCACGUCAGACAGGUACCAGAUUCUCACCGGUUCAGACGACUACACCUGUCGACUUUGGGAUCUUGCAAACGCAGCAGAACUCAACACCUACCAAGAACACACAGAUUACAUCCGCUGUGGUGUCACGAGCAAGCUCAACAGAGAUCUCUUCAUUACUGGGUCAUAUGACCACACACUGAAACUGUUUGAUGCCAGGGUGAAUAAGAGUGUGAUGACCAUGGACCAUGGUCAGCCGGUGGAGAGUGUCCUCCUCUAUCCCUCAGAGGGUCUCCUUGUCUCUGCAGGUGGGCGCUAUGUGAAAGUGUGGGAUCUGCUAAAAGGAGGCCAGCCUCUGGUCUCCCUGAAGAAUCAUCAUAAGACUGUCACCUGUUUGUGUCUCAGCAGCAACGGACAGAGACUGCUCUCUGGUUCUCUGGACAGGCAUGUAAAGGUGUACAGCACAACCAACUUUAAAGUGGUCCACAACUUCGACUACGCUGCCUCAAUCCUCAGUCUGGCUUUGGCUCCGGAUGACGAGUCCAUUGUUGUGGGUAUGACCAACGGUAUUCUGAGUUUGAAACACAGAAAAAACCCAGAGGAGUCAAAGGAACUCUCUGGCCAACAGAGGCGACGGCCGUCGUAUCGUGUUUUUGUGAAGGGGAAGAACUAUGUCCCUAAACAGGAUGAUUAUCUUGUCAGUAAACCAGUGAAACAGCAUUUGGAAAAAUAUGACAAGCAACUGAAGAAAUUUAAUGUAUCCAAGGCUUUGGAUACAGCUCUGGAGUCAUGGACAAGAUUGAAAAAACCAGAGAUCACAGUGGCUGUUGUAAAGGAGCUGGAUCGAAGAGGAACGCUGAAGAACGCUCUGGCAGGAAGGGACGAGCCAGGGCUCUCUCGUAUUCUUAAUUUCCUCGUUGGGAACUUGGUGGACCCCAGGUUUGCUCCUGUCCUUGUUCCAGCAGCUGAGAUGAUCUUGGACAUUUAUAAGUCAGUGAUCGGCCAGUCACCGGUCGUGGACCGACAGCUGCUGCGUCUACAGGAGCUGCUGGAAAAGGAAAUUGACUACCAGCAGAACCUUCUGGAGGUGCUGGGCAUGCUGGACACAAUGUUCGCCUCCUCCAUCCCGAGGAAGGAAGUGCCCUGCUCCGCCAUCAGCAGGUCUAAUGGCUUGGCUCAAGGAGAGGCAAGGCCACAGCUUCAGGCCACCUGAGGCCUGCAGCAGGAGGAGACACUGCUUUAGACUGGGCUCGAGACCCAUCACCAUUCUAUAAACCUCUGUUUGAAACGUCAGACACAAACUGACAUGUCGGGCUACAUGUCACCAAAUGUGAGACUAACAAACUAAAGGGGAGUCUCAUUUUGGAGUUUUAACACAACAUGACUGACGGCACAACAGACGACAUGCGUUGACUGUAUGAGAGAUGUGUGGCUGUAAAACGAGGCGUCACUUUCACUGGAAGUGUAAAUUGCACUUUCAGUAGUUUGUGCCUCAGUGUGUGCUUGAAAUGUCUUAUUGUAAAUGUCUGCUUUGAUUUUUCAUAAUAUUUGACAUUGAGAACUGUUUUAUAAGCAGAUGAAAUAAAAUUUUGUAAUAUUGAAAGUGACAAAUCACAAGUGUUUGGUUAAAACUUUUACUGUUCAACAUUUACUCUGCCGCAACAUAACUAGUAACUGGUUUUACAGUUUUGGUACAUGUAUGUGUUUUUGGCUCACUAAAAUAAAUAUACAAAAUACA
This is a messenger RNA of Solea senegalensis (Senegalese sole), 2274 nucleotides long. RefSeq names its product UTP15 small subunit processome component (gene utp15). The transcript has 12 exons. Gene Ontology annotation, molecular function: protein binding. Bases 172 to 1749 code for a protein of 525 amino acids. Gene Ontology annotation, cellular component: nucleolus. Gene Ontology annotation, biological process: positive regulation of transcription by RNA polymerase I; rRNA processing. Lineage: Eukaryota; Metazoa; Chordata; Actinopteri; Pleuronectiformes; Soleidae. The record is from RefSeq and is a predicted model, not a curated record.